AUUCCCUUUACGGCAGCAGAAGCGUAUCUGGCAGACAGACCUUUACGGCAUCAAACCUGCCGCUGCAGCCAUGGGUUCCCGUCGAUUGUUCCGGAUCGGUUCCUUCGGGAGCACCGCGCUCCAUCGCUCCCCGUCACUGCUCGCCUUCCGACCAGAGCCCACCUGUCCACAGGUUGUAUUGGGCCGUUGUCUCCAGAGAGGAUUGUGUUCCCGCCGGGACGAGGUGAGCCUGGCGGAGGAGGCCAGCAGGAUGUACGGGUCUCCGGCUCCCACCAUCUUCUCCAAGGUUAUCGACAAGAGCCUCCCUGCAGACAUCAUCUACGAGGACGAGAAGUGUCUGGCCUUCAGAGACAUCACCCCCCAGGCUCCGGUCCACUUCCUGGUGAUCCCCAAGGUCCAGAUUCCCCGGAUCAGCGCGGCCCGGGACGGGGAUGCUGAGCUUCUGGGUCACCUGCUGCUGGUGGCCAAGAAUGAGGCCAAGAAGGAGGGUUUGAGCGAAGGCUACAGAGUCGUGAUCAACGAUGGGCCGCAUGGGGCCCAGUCCGUCUAUCACCUCCACAUCCACGUCCUGGGAGGACGGCAGAUGACCUGGCCCCCGGGAUAGAGUGUGUGUGUGUGUGUGUGUGUGUGUGUGUGUGUGUGUGUGUGUGUGUGUGUGUGUACCAGACAGUCCCUUUCACACAUGGCAUAAUCGAGUUCUGAUUAUCUAAAUGUCAAUAUUUUUGUAGUAUGUGUGUGAUUUAAUCCAAAUAAAGAUUGAGUGUAAACCUA
Molecule: messenger RNA, 771 nt
Organism: Gadus morhua (Atlantic cod)
Lineage: Eukaryota; Metazoa; Chordata; Actinopteri; Gadiformes; Gadidae
Gene: hint2
Product: histidine triad nucleotide binding protein 2
Exons: 5
Coding region: 71-604 (177 amino acids)
Molecular function (GO): catalytic activity
Source: RefSeq, a predicted model, not a curated record